Lingula anatina is the source of this 1055-nucleotide messenger RNA. RefSeq lists its product as uncharacterized. The record is from RefSeq and is a predicted model, not a curated record. NCBI's taxonomy places the organism in Eukaryota, Metazoa, Brachiopoda, Lingulata, Lingulida, Lingulidae.
CACAACGGCAAUCAAACCCACAACCACAUCUGCACCAACCACAUCCACAAUGAAACCGACCACCACAACUAUAACGGAAUCCACAACCAAAAGGAUUCCCACAACCACCCCAGCCCUUACGAACCCCUGUGAGCCAAACCCGUGCCCCAAAGAUGCUAAAGGUCAGCCUGUUGCCUGUCGAGUGAAAGCUGCAGACGGGAAACAUGAGUGUGUCAAACCAGAUGAUAUGUGUAUGGUGGGUGACGAGCUGCUGGCCCGGGCAGAGAGAAGAGUUAUUGACUGCAAAAAUUGUAUCUGUCUUAACCCUGGUGCUAACUUUGCGUUCUGUGAGUCAACAUGUAAGCCAUGGACCCCAGACAUGGUUCCACCUGGCUGCCAUCUUAUCACACCUCCUGGGAAAUGUUGCCAGGAACUGGACUGUAGCGGAUCUGUUGCCGCCAUUGCUGUGUCAACCAGUACAACUCCUACGACGCCAUCUAUGGACGCGAGCACCAUUGCUCCCCUGAACCCUUGUGAGCCAAACCCGUGUCCCAAAGACGCAAAAGGACAGCCUGUUGCCUGUCAAGUGAAACCUGCAGACGGGAAACAUGAGUGCCUUAAACCGGACGAUAUGUGUAUGGUGGAUAACGAGCUGUUGGCCAGGGCAGAGAGAAGAGUUAUUGGCUGCAAGAACUGUAUAUGUCUUAACCCCAGCGCUAACUUUGCGUUCUGUGAGUCAACAUGUAAGCCGUGGACCCCUGAUCAAAUUCCACCUGGCUGUCAGCUAGUCACACCUCCUGGGAAAUGUUGCCAAGAACUCGACUGUAGCGGGGCGGCAGCGGCACCUUGACGAGAAUGAGAAGCACUAACAACAUAUGCAGCGUAUCUGACGAAAAAGCAACGGCAAAUGUAAGACUGAACAUUAUAUUUGGAAAGAACUUGAAAUAUUCAGCUAUAAUAUAGGAGACGCUGUCACGUUAGUCGAACAGACAAAUGUUUCUGUUGCUGAAAUCGUGCGUUUAUUUAGGAUAUGGAAAGUGUCAAAAGCAAUAAAAAACAAUGAGUGAAAAAUGGCA